Uranotaenia lowii is the source of this 5379-nucleotide messenger RNA. RefSeq names its product Golgi apparatus protein 1-like. The record is from RefSeq and is a predicted model, not a curated record. Bases 264 to 3596 code for a protein of 1110 amino acids. The transcript has 6 exons. Lineage: Eukaryota; Metazoa; Arthropoda; Insecta; Diptera; Culicidae. Gene Ontology annotation, cellular component: Golgi membrane. Gene Ontology annotation, molecular function: fibroblast growth factor binding.
CACGUACCAGGGAACAGGUUUACAGUUUUUCGGCUCCCUGAGGUUCAGCUGAAUUAAUUAAAAAAGUUUAUGUUUUAGUUUUCUUUUCUGAAGAUUUCGAGAGUGAGCGAAAUGUUCCGCCUAUAACGGACCGACUUCCGGUCGAGAUUCGCUCAUCUGUUUUCCAAGUGUGUCAGAGAAAAGUCGAACCAGAAAAAAAUUAAUACCGGGAACAAAAGAACAACAAACCCUGGGAUACCAACUGGAAAAUUCAAGUUAAUGUGAUGGAAGGAUUCGGGAAAGCCAUCCUUCCGGUUCUUUUAUUGGUAACCGUGUGGUCACCGACAACCCAAGCUCAGGCAGUCAUCAAUGCGGGUGGCCCACAAAAUCCGAAGCUGCUGGAAGAGGUAGCCUGCCCGGAGCUUAGGACGCUGUGCCCGAGUGUGCCGGAAACUGCCGGGGAUCUGAAGGCCCUGGAGUGUGUCCAGAAUUUGCCGCAGGAACGGGUCGAUGCGCUCAGCGAGGACUGUCAGCAUCUGAUUUGGGCCCACACCUCGGCCCUGCUGGACGACCGGAAUGUGCAGCGGCUGAUACAGAAAGGUUGUCCGAAGCACUACGACAAGUUCCCCUGCACACCGAGCGCGGAUCUUCCGGGUCAGUAUCUGUCCUGUAUAAUCGACCAUCGGGAUCAGGUCAAGGGAAACGGGUGCCGGGAAUACAUUCAACGUCUAGAGUACGUAGCUUUCUCCGAUUACCGACUAAUAGGGCCGUUCCUCAAGGAUUGUACCCGGGACAUCGAAACCCUGAACUGUGGUCGCCUGGUCAACGAUAACAAAAAAGUUUCCCAAGGAGAAACGAUCGCCUGUCUCCAAAGCCAUCUGGACACUUUAAGUGAAGUUUGCCGCAAGGGAGUGCUGCAUCUGUCCGAGAUUCAGGUCGAGGACGUAAAGCUAGAUAAGCCGCUGUUCCUCUCCUGUGCCGUUGAUGCAAUUCGAUUUUGUCCCUCGAUUCCGGCCGGGUCCCAGCUGGUUUUGAAAUGUUUGAUGAAAAAUCGAAACGAUGCCGCCAUGACCGACCAUUGCCAAAAACAACUGCUUCGUAGAGAGAAGUUGAUUGCCCACGAUUAUAAGCUCAGCAAGGGUUUGACGAGGGCUUGCAAGGAAGACAUCAAACUGCAUCACUGUCGCCGGGGUGUUUCUGACGAUAAGGACGUGCGGUUGGCACAAAUUUUGCUUUGUUUGGAAGGCGUUCAGAAGAACAACACUAAGCUGAGUCAGGAUUGUGUGGUCGAAAUCAACGACCACCGACGAAUGCUGAUGGAAGACUACAAACUUUCGCCGGAAAUUCUAACUGGAUGUGCUGGGGACAUUGAUAAGUUCUGCAGCAAUCUAGAUGCCGGAGGCAAGACUAUCCACUGUUUGAUGGAUCACGCUCGACCGAAGAAAAAGAAGGAACGACGCGUCACUGAAGUUUGUCAACGUGCUCUGGAAACUCUGGUCAAAGUUGCCGAUGCAGGCGAGGACUGGCGGGUUGAUCCGGUGCUUAGGCAGGCCUGCAAACCGGUGGUGGAUGUAGCCUGCUCCGAUACUGAAGGAGGUGAUGCACGAGUUAUGUCCUGUCUGAUGGAAAAGUUGGGUACCAAUUUCAUGAACGCCGAUUGCGAAUCCGCCCUGCUACAGAUUCAGUACUUUGUGGCCCGGGAUUUUAAAUUGGAUCCGCAGUUGUACAGAAACUGCAAGGACGAUGCCAUCAAAUUUUGUCGGGCGAAAAAAACUUGGGCCGAUUUGGACACGGCUCAGAUGGAUCCGGAACGAGGUCCCCUGAUCCUGCCUUGUUUGCACCGGUACGCCUAUCACCCGGAGAAGGACUUGCAGCUGAAGCAGGAAUGCUUCCAGGAAGUCAAACGCGUAAUGCGGCAGCGAGCCCGAUCGGUCGAUCUUAUUCCGGAAGUCGAAGAUGAGUGCAUUGACGAUCUCUCCUACUUUUGCUUCGACAAAACAGGAAAAGGCGAAGAAAUGCAAUGCUUGCAGGAUAACCUAGACAAACUUGCGCAAAAUUGCAAAAACGCCGUGGUUCGUUUCACAGAAGAGGAGGCCGCUCACGUAGAACUGAACCCGGUAAUAAUGGCCGUUUGUGGGGACGCUAUGCAGAAACACUGUUCCAACAUUCUUAAAACCGGCAAAGACGAGGGAGAAAUGAUGGAGUGCUUGAUAAACUACAAAAACUACGCAGAUAUGAGGGUCGACACCAAAUGCCGCGCCGCUAUCGAACAUUUCCAGAUCAUCUCACUUAAAAACUAUCAUUUCACCUAUAAAUUUAAGGAAGCCUGCCGCCCGUACGUGACCCGCUUUUGCCCGCGCAGCAACACCAAGUACGACGUCGUCGCUUGUCUGAGCGAGGUGAUGCGCAACGAUACCAUCAAGGAGGCGAAACACUCGAUACCGAAGGAGUGCCGCAAGGAGGUCCGGGCCCAGCUGUACCAGCAGCGGGAAAACAUCGACUUCGAUCCGCUGCUGAAAGAUGCCUGCCAGGCCGAGAUCGCGAAGCUGUGCUUCAACGUGCCGCACGGAUCCGGUCAGGUGAAUAAGAACAAUGUCCUGGAAUGCUUGCAAACCAGCCACGACAAACUGGGAGCCAAGUGCCAGCACAUGUUGUUCAACGUGAAAAAAUCGGAACUGAGCGAUAGCUCAACGGACUACAUGCUCAUCAACACCUGCCAGGAGAUGAUCCAUCAGUACUGUCGCGACACGGAUCCCUCCAAGGUGCUGGGCUGUCUGAAAAUUCACAAAGACGAGAACCUUUUCGACGAGAAGUGCCACCUGGUGGUGGUGAACCGAAUGAUCGAGCAGAACCUGGACUAUCGGUUCAAUCCAACGCUGCAAACGGCCUGCGCCAAAGACAUCGCUCAGUAUUGUACGGAAAUCGUGGCCGGGGCCAAGAAUAACGAGGAGCUGGAUGGGAAAGUGGUGGCCUGUUUGAAAGUUAAAUUCCGGGAGGCUAAACUGCACGCCGAAUGUGAGCGGCAGAUGACCGAGGUUCUGCAUGAACAAGCCUUGAACUACAAGUUGAACCCGCUGUUGCAAAGUCUUUGCAAGGCAGAGAUUGAGGUGCUGUGCGCCGAGGCCGUCGAAGCCGGAGCCGUGGAAGAUCACGGGAAGGUGGAGGAGUGUCUGAAGGAGGCUUUUUUGCAGCAACGGAUCCAAACUCGAGCCUGUAAGGUUGAAGUUGCGGAACUGGUGCAAGAAGGGCAAGCUGAUAUCUAUGCUGAUCCCAUGCUACAGCGUGCUUGUGCCGUGGAUCUACUUAAGUACUGUUCCAACGUUCAAAGUGGAAACGGAAGAUUGCUAAAAUGUUUGGAAAUCAUCCUUCAGGAUGAAUCGAAGGCCCUGGACGAUGACUGCAAAAAGACUCUCAUGAAUCGAAUGGAAAUGUUCCGUAAUGCUGCUUUGGUCCAGCCCCAGGCGGAAAGUUUCGGGCAGCUGUACAACCAGGUGGUAACGUCACCCUCCAAACACUACUUCGCUCUGGUUUUGUUCAGCUUCGUUGGGUUCGUGUUCAUUUUCGGGCUGCUGUGUGGCCGUGUGUCCCGCCGAACGGUUGCCGCCAAAAAUAAAUAGUCCCCGGUGUCAGCGUCGGCGUCGGCAGCGUCGUUGUUGGCAGCCUCUUGCUGCUGUACCCGAAGAGGGCAGUACCGGGGAGGUUGCUGCUUGAAGUUGGCACCUAGGCGAGUGCCACUGCUGCUGCCACGGCACAAUCGACGACGACAAUCCGCUACCCCGGUCCGUGGUAACCCGGUGGCGUAUCUUUAGAAAGAAUACCGCGACGGGCAGCGCUUAAGGUAAGACGAAUGUUUGUGCCACGGAAUCGAUUAGAAAUUUUGGUCAGUACUGUCUUGUCCGCCACUUUUAGGCAUCUGUGUUAUAUAGAGUUUAGUUUACAUAAGAUUUUCUCGAGUCAAAAUUCUGAAACAUUAAUAACGGCUCCGUAGCGGCUUGUUCUAGUUUUAUUCUUAUUCAUACAAACAAUGACCGUUUAUGUGAUGUCGGUAUUUUUUCCGCUCCUCCGUGUAAUAUAUUAGUUAGGUGAUGUCAUUUUCAAUUAUUGUGUGCAUUAUUUGGACAUUUCAGUUUGAGUUGAUCAAACUGCUUUCGCUAAUGCAUAUCUCAGAGCAGCUACCAUACUAUAAGUAAGAUUUAUUAUUCACUUCCCUUUCUCUCUUUAAAAACUUAUAUGGCAUUCUAACGUGAGAGUAGCCUGCGUUUGGGGAACGUAAGAAAUUUGAUGAAACCACUAAUCGUAGCAUUUGAGAACGGGGCAGAUUGAAAAAUGAAAACACAUGGAACGGACCCCCUUAGAAGACAAUUUUAUACACCCAAAAUAAUUUUAAAAUUUUUUCUACGGGAUUUUUCACGUAAAUUUAGAUUUUGUGGCAUCCUAUCGAUUCUACGUGAGUUUUGUGUAACCACAGAGUAUCAAGGAUGCUCUCGUAAAAGUUACUUUACUUUCACAUAAUUUACACAUGAAUUUCACGUAAAUUCCAAGCGGGUGGUAGUGAUAAUAAAUUCUUAUUCGAAAAGGGACUUCUUAUCAGACAGCUUACUUGUUUUUUUUUUGUCGUCGAAACACGGGGCCUUAGCACAAGCAAUGUAAAUCCGAGCGUUGACAGCGUGGAGGUAAGUGUAUAUUGAUUUCCCCGUCGGAAAUUGAUUCAUUUUACGCUGAGAUUUGUGUUUGUUUCCAGCUUCGGAGAAAGCUUCUGGAAGCUCCACCGAGUAGAAAACGAACGACCGUGAGAAGGAGCCGUCGGCAUCGAGGAGACGAUCCCAUUCAAGUAGAUAUCGCAGGUGUUGGAGGUGUAUUUCAAGUGGCAAUGGAAGGGCGCACAAGGUAAAUUAUUCAUCAAUUAAACAGUUUCAUUCUUAUUUAAAAAUUUUUUUUGUUUCCACAGGAUUCCACAUAGCAAGAAGUCCCGGAAUUGAGUUUUCUAAGUGUACGUGUAUGAACAGUAAUGGUAGUUGAAAUAAAUUUUGUUUGCGAUAAAAUUAUUUUUUUUUUACAUUAUUACCGAAAGUAGAGACGAAAAAAUAUCAAUAGAAAAGAUUCAAACGUCAUUUCAAUACUAAACACAUUUCACGAAGCUUCCAUCAUCACAUCGCGUUGAACUCACUUGAAAUUCACGUAAGUUGCACGCGAUAUUCACCAUGCAAAAAUUCCUAUUAGGGAAGCGUUUACUUAUUUUUUUCGUUCAUUUUACGUGAAAAUCAAUUGGAUAAAAAUUAUGAAGUUUUUCACGUAGCCCCGACGUGCGGAUUAUUUUGGGUGUACAUACCGGUAGAUUUUAACUGAUACAGUAAGAUCAAACUCAAAGAAAUGAAUUAAUAGACAGUUAUAGAAAAAAGU